UUAAAAGAAUAUUGGCAGAGAAACAGCCCUGGUGGUCCAGCAGGAGCGAAGAAGAACAGGAAAACAAAUGGCAGUAGCCCUGAGACAGCCACUUCUGGUGGUUACCACUCACCUGGGGAUUCAGCAACAGGUAUCGCCGGAGAGGGCCCUACGUCAUCUGCACCCCUCAAGGAUCUGGAGAGCCCGUCCCAAGAACUAGCAGCAGUCCUGGACUCGAGGCCGGUCAAAAUCAGUCUACUGAAGAACACC
Messenger RNA from Piliocolobus tephrosceles (Ugandan red Colobus), 249 nucleotides. Its product is annotated as golgin subfamily A member 8S-like. The transcript has 3 exons. NCBI's taxonomy places the organism in Eukaryota, Metazoa, Chordata, Mammalia, Primates, Cercopithecidae. The record is from RefSeq and is a predicted model, not a curated record. Gene Ontology annotation, cellular component: cis-Golgi network; Golgi cis cisterna; Golgi apparatus. Gene Ontology annotation, biological process: Golgi organization. The annotation marks the transcript as partial.